This is a messenger RNA of Gregarina niphandrodes, 198 nucleotides long. RefSeq lists its product as hypothetical. Lineage: Eukaryota; Apicomplexa; Conoidasida; Eugregarinorida; Gregarinidae. The transcript has a single exon. The annotation marks the transcript as partial. The record is from RefSeq and is a predicted model, not a curated record.
ACUAACACCGGGCUUUCCGCCGCCGACCCCGGGACUCCCGCCCCCAGGGCUACCCCCCCCCGGGCUUUCUCUGGUGGAGGUGCUCCCCCCCGCAAUAGUGCUCCCCCCCCCGGGGCUAAAUGUACUCCCCCCCGCAAUAGUGCUUCCGACCACACUUCCAGUCGCAUGUGUCGUGAGUUCCACACAUUCCUCAUUCUC